GUGAGGUAGAGGGUCAGGGGUUAGUGAGGCCGGAAGUGAGUGUAAUAAAGUUUCUCCGGGGAGGCCGGGCCCAGGGAGAAAGUUGGAGCGGCGACUUAAGCAGGCGGAGGUGUGAUCCGGAACCAGAUCGGCCCGCGGUGCGGUGCGGAGACUCCAUGAGGCCCUGGUGAGUCUUGACUUUUUUUCUCCUCAGGCGACUCACUCCUUCACCCCGGAACCCCUCUCUCGGGACCCCACUUCCGGUCUUCACUGAUAAGCCCCGCCCCUGAGACCCCUUCCCGGAAGUCCCACCUUCUGGGGGCUCCCCGAACCCCGACUUGUCUUUCCCCGCGACCCCGCCCUGUUCCCUAGCUUUCCUGGAAGUUCCACCCCCAGACAUGCUUCCGAGCCCUACUACAGUGAAGCCUUCCUUAGUCCUUCAGUUCUCCGUAACAACGCCUUCGCGCCGUGAUUCUCCGCUAACUCUUGUCUGUCAAAAGCAGAGCUUCCUAAACUGCCUGGGGUUGGAACUCAAAGGACUUGACUUCGUUGACCACGCCCCCAGGAGGCCGCCUUCCCGGGGCCCCACCCCUUCCGUAAUCCCGCAUCCCGAGGCCCGGUCUUGUCUUCAGGCUUUUUAGGGGCCGCGCCCCCUUCGGUGAUUAAUUCGGCCCUGCGGGACCCAGGCCGUCACCUCCCAAGUCUUGUGUUCUUUUGCAGACCUUUCACCCGUGUACAUUUUCCUGCCAUUUCUCUCUUUGGGCCUUGGGCUCAGUUCUGCACCACCUGGUGGGAAGUUCCAGCUCCCACCUCUGGCUGUGAGGACAGCUUGGAAGCAGCCUUUCUCUUUCAUCCUCUUCCAAGGGUGGAUCUACGAGGGGUUCAGCACGACAGUGGGAGAGAGACUUGCUCAGAGAUUCUAGGAACAGCUAUGGGUCGAACCUGUCCGUGGCUAGAGAAGAGCUGUGGAUGUUACUUGUGGACAGGAGCAAAAGCUUUCUCCAGAAAACGGUGGUUUGGAGCCAGAGUAGGGAUCAGUGUCCCUUUUGUUCUUUAAGCAACUCCUCAGUCCCUCCUCCCCUUUUCUCUGUCUUCCUCUUCCCCUAACCAGACCUCCCACUGGGCCUUCUUUUUUUUUUUUUUUUUUUUUUUGGCCCCCCCUUUGCCUGGCCUUCCUUACUGGAAACAUUCUUGAAGAUUUCGCCAUUUCCUGCUACUUCCCGCCCUUUUUGCUGCCUCCCUGCAGUGCUAAGAAACAACACACGCCCCCCCAUCACCUGAUCUUCCAGUAGGAAACUCAUUUCUCCCUGUGCAGAUGAAAAGUCACACUUCCUUACUUCCACAUGCCCAUACCUGUUGGCAAUUUCCUGCCUCUGGAUACUCUAGGUACCCACGGUGCCACUUCUAAAGAUGUGGGCAUUGUAGUAUUUUUUUGUGUGUUGGCGGAAUCCAUCCUCAGUCUUUUAUGCCGGAAGCUGAGGCCUUAGCAAAUGGGGUAAAUAGAAUUCCUCAAGUCUGGGCAGCACUGACAAAGCUUUGCUAGGAUGAAGACCUAAGGGGAGGUGAAGUAGGCAAGGUAUCUAUCAUAUUUUAAGUGUUCCUAUAUACACCCCACCCUUGGAGGAUUGAACUACCCCCCCAGGUGUUACUAUUGUUAAUCAUUGUAGCAAGGAUUGCUUUAGUUCUCUGAGGCAAUUUAAGGGUAAUUCUGAGGUGAGCCUGGGGGAAGAUGUAUGUUUUACUUAUAUUUUUGCCCCUUUCCAACUUCCUGUGUGGCCUCCUCAAGCAGAGCUGUGGCAGGAAGCUGUGGGUAGAAUGGGGUUGGGACUAUUCCUUGUGUCCAACCUCAGCCCAUAUUCUUGCACCUCUUCCUUUUGUCCUUAUUGACAACAGACUUCUCUUGUGACCUCUCUCUCUUGUUUUUUGAGACAGGUUCUUUUAUGUAGCUCAGGCUGGCCUUGAACUCACUAUGUAGCCCAGGCUGGUCUCAAAUCCUCCUGAGUGCAAAUGAUCUUCCAGCUUUAGCCUUAGAUGGGAUGGAGGCAUGAGCCAUGCCCAGUGCUCUUUCUCACCUUAGCUUCUUGCUUUGGUAACUAGGGCUGUGGGGAGAGUACAGUGCUUGACCUAGGGCUGUUGCUCCUGGGUUGGUAGGUGUCACGCAUAGAGCAGGCUGCUUGACCCUCUUGCUCCAGUCUUGCUUGUAGCUCCCUGCUGCACUUCCUAAGUUGGACUUGAUGCUCCCCUUACUUCACCAGCUUUGCUUUUCCUCUUGGCCCUGCUCUACAUCCACUGGGACCCUUUUUUUCCCUUUCCCAUUUACCCUCACUCCAGUUCACAGCUGUUGUAGCACAGGAUGCUAAUGGGCCAGGCCCCCUGAGGCCACCACCACACUGUACGUGGCAUUUGUGGGGGGGCUGCAUGGGCUGGAGGAUGGAGGAAUUCUCGUGGCAGGAAGGGAAAUGCUGAGCUCUGGGAUCCCCGCCCUUUCCACGCCUGCUGCCUGUUUCCUCCCUCGUUCCCCCUUAGCGUCUCCUGGCUUCCUGCUCUCUGGAGCCUGCCCAUGUCCGGUUUGGGAGUAAUCUAGACCUUCCCUUAUCUCUUUCCUUUCUUUCCUACGCUCCAUCCUUCCCUUCUACUCACCCCACCCCCGCUUUCCUGCUCCCCGGAUUACUAGUUGUUUUUGUGGAGCGGGAGGAAGGGGCACAGCCAGCCGCUCUCCUGCUGGAGUUGGAGCCCGGGCCGCGGUGGUAGGGCUCAGCCCCUCUGAGCCUGUGAGUCAGCACUGUCCUCGGAUUGGUCGCUCCCCUGCGAUCCCCGCCCCUGGGAGGAGCCAGGCCGCUCUAGGUUCAGCCUGUUCUCUUCUCUUUACCAGAGAAGAGGCUCUGUUCUGGGCGGGGAUGGGGCUGGCCGCUGUCUGGGUCUGACCUGGGGGAGCGGAAGCCACUGGUCCCUCUCCCACCCCACGACCUCUGUGAGCCCUGGGCUGCAGAGGUCCGGCCAGGAUAAGGGCUGGGGAUGCCCCCUGCCUGGCCCCCUUGCGGGGGGCCGGGCUGGGCCGGGCAGCAGCCGGUCUUACCCCAGUCAUGGAUCUCCUACCCCCCAAGCCCAAGUACAACCCACUUCGGAAUGAGUCUCUGUCAUCGCUGGAGGAGGGGGCUUCGGGGUCCAGCCCGCCGGAGGAGCUGCCCUCUCCGUCGGCCUCCUCGCUGGGGCCCAUCCUGCCUCCUCUGCCUGGGGACGACAGUCCCACAACCCUGUGCUCCUUCUUCCCUCGGAUGAGCAACUUGAAGCUGGCCAACCCGGCUGGGGGGCGCUCGGGGCCUAAGGGGGAGCCAGGCAGGGCAGCCGAGGAUCGGGAGGGAAUCCCAGGGACAGCUGUGCUGGACUCAGGCCCCCUGCCCCUCCUCCAGGACAUGAACAAGCUGAGUGGAGGCGGCGGGCGCAGGACUCGGGUGGAAGGGGGCCAGCUGGGGGGCGAGGAGUGGACCCGCCACGGGAGCUUUGUCAAUAAGCCCACGCGGGGCUGGCUGCAUCCCAACGACAAAGUCAUGGGACCCGGGGUUUCCUACUUGGUUCGGUACAUGGGCUGCGUGGAGGUUCUGCAGUCCAUGCGCGCCCUUGACUUCAGCACCCGGACUCAGGUCACCAGGGAAGCCAUCAGUCUGGUGUGUGAGGCAGUGCCGGGUGCUAAGGGGGCGACCCGGAGGAGAAAGCCCUGUAGCCGCCCUCUCAGCUCCAUCCUGGGGAGGAGUAACCUGAAGUUCGCUGGAAUGCCAAUCACCCUCACUGUGUCCACCAGCAGCCUCAACCUCAUGGCCGCAGACUGCAAACAGAUCAUUGCUAACCACCACAUGCAGUCUAUCUCAUUUGCGUCUGGAGGGGAUCCGGACACAGCCGAGUACGUCGCCUAUGUUGCCAAAGACCCUGUGAAUCAGAGAGCCUGCCACAUCCUGGAGUGUCCCGAGGGGCUGGCCCAGGACGUCAUCAGCACCAUUGGCCAGGCCUUCGAGCUGCGCUUUAAACAGUACCUCAGGAACCCACCCAAGCUGGUCACCCCCCAUGACAGGAUGGCCGGCUUCGAUGGCUCAGCGUGGGAUGAGGAGGAGGAAGAGCCACCUGACCAUCAGUACUACAAUGACUUCCCGGGGAAGGAGCCCCCUCUCGGGGGGGUGGUGGACAUGAGGCUCCGGGAAGGAGCCACGCCGGGGGCUGCUCGGCCCACUGCACCCAGCACCCAGGCCCCCAGUCACCUGGGAGCUACACUGCCCAUUGGGCAGCCGGCUGUGGGAGACCCAGAAGUCCGCAAGCAGAUGCCGCCUCUUCCACCCUGCCCAGGCAGAGAGCUCUUUGACGAUCCCUCCUACGUCAACGUCCAGAACCUAGACAAGGCCCGGCAAGCAGGGAGUGGGGCUGGACCCCCCAAUCUUGCUGUCAAUGGCAGUGCUCCCCGAGACCUCUUCGACAUGAAGCCAUUCGAAGAUGCCCUUCAGGUGCCUCCACCUCCCCAGUUGAUGUCCAUGGCUGAGCAGCUCCGAGGGGAGCCCUGGUUCCAUGGGAAGCUGAGCCGGAGAGAGGCUGAGGCACUGCUGCAGCUCAACGGGGACUUCCUGGUGCGAGAGAGCACGACCACGCCUGGCCAGUAUGUUCUCACCGGCCUGCAGAGUGGGCAGCCAAAGCACUUGCUUCUGGUGGACCCUGAGGGUGUGGUUCGGACAAAGGAUCACCGCUUUGAGAGUGUCAGUCACCUCAUCAGCUACCACAUGGACAAUCAUUUGCCCAUCAUCUCUGCGGGCAGCGAACUGUGUCUGCAGCAGCCUGUGGAGCGGAAGCUCUGAGCCGCCUGCCUGGCCACUCUCCCAGAUGCCCUCUGGCCCCUUCCACCCUCUUCCCUAACUCUCAGGACCUCACUUGGGAGUGUUCUGUGGGCUUGGCCUUGGUAGGAGCUGGGAGUGAUAUGGACACUGGGUUCCCUCUGGGCCGAAAGAGAGGACUGAGUCACGAGCCUGGGGCAGAAACCUGCCUCUCCCAAACCUCACCAAAGUGUUAAUGCACAGAGUGGCCUCCUUGCUCAGGCCUUGUCUGUGCCAAUCUGUUGCCUCUUUCCCCAAGAAGGGGCGCUUGCUAUGGGAAGUGCCUCGAGGUGACAGGCCCGGUCGAGCCAUCACCCUCCAGGGGCAGGGGCCACGAAUUCCACCUCUGGUCUCCUGGGCUUCAGGGCGCUUGGACCCCUCAGCACUUCCCCUCCCCGUGUUUGACUGCGUGCCUUUGACCAUCUCCUUGGUCUGAAGAUAUUCUAUGCAGAGUUCUCAAGGCCCCCAAGUUCAAGUACGGAGGUGCUGAUGCUCUCCUGGUUUCCGGGACCCUGUCCUCUCUGCUCUGCACCCUCCCUGGUGUGGGCUGGGGAAGCAGGCAGGAGUGACAGCCGUCCUCUAUCCAUGGGGAUGUGCAGCACUCAGAGCAGGCCCUAGAGCCUCCUGCUCAGUGCCUUCCGGGCCCUCCCCUGGGCCUGUGUGUACAUCUCCAAGCCCUGGCCCUCCUGUGACGUGCAUUCUGUAUCUGCAGCCAGAGUGCAGCCCCUCUGCCUGUCGCUGGCCCUGCCUCUUCUGGGCAGUGGGGUGACUGAAUUUUGGCCUCCCCUGUGGUUGACUCCUGGGUGGGCUUUGUGGAGGUGGGGAGGGGGGCAUUGAGAUUUAAAGCAGCAGACAAUCCCCAAAUGCCACCUGUAGAUUUGGAACCACUCGUUUUUUUAUAUGUGUAUGUUAUAGGGCUGUAGACUUACUGUCCUAAUUUUUGUUUUCCAUGGCUUUUGGGCACAAAGUGAUAAUUGAUUACAUUUAUACAUCAUCUCUUUGACUUUUCUGAGCCCUUUUACAACUCUUGGCAUUUCCCCACCGGCAGCAUUAUCUUUUUUACAAGAGAGACUCGAGGCAGACGGUGAUUCUGUCCUAGGACUGAAAAACUUGGGGCUUCUCCAGGCGACUGUGCUGUAUGCAGUGGGAGCUUAGGGCCCGCGGGCGCCGAGGCCUGGCGGGCCCCUUGCUGGUCCGCAGCCAGGGUUUUCCAUCCCGGCCGCCGCCUUUUUUUGUUUGGUUGUGUUCACGGGUCUCGCUAUACCAAAGGGAAACUCUUCAUUAAAGUCCGUAUUUCUUCUAUCUCCGCCUCUUAGCUCCUGUCGCGAGCGGGAGGUGCUCACU
This is a messenger RNA of Fukomys damarensis (Damara mole-rat), 6173 nucleotides long. It is a transcript of the gene Shc1, whose product is annotated as SHC adaptor protein 1. The coding region runs from base 3063 to 4814 and encodes 583 amino acids. The record is from RefSeq and is a predicted model, not a curated record. Gene Ontology annotation, molecular function: receptor tyrosine kinase binding. Lineage: Eukaryota; Metazoa; Chordata; Mammalia; Rodentia; Bathyergidae. The transcript has 12 exons. Gene Ontology annotation, biological process: cell surface receptor protein tyrosine kinase signaling pathway; intracellular signal transduction. Gene Ontology annotation, cellular component: plasma membrane.